Messenger RNA from Camelina sativa (false flax), 1201 nucleotides. RefSeq names its product protein neprosin-like. NCBI's taxonomy places the organism in Eukaryota, Viridiplantae, Streptophyta, Magnoliopsida, Brassicales, Brassicaceae. The record is from RefSeq and is a predicted model, not a curated record.
CUUAAAAAUGGGAUUACAUCUAGCCCUCGUUUUUUCUUCUUAUUUGCUGUUAACGUUAGGAGCCAAUGGAAUUAUGGAUGAUUUCGAUUGUGUGGAUAUAUACAAACAACCGGCUUUCCAACAUCCAAUGUUGAAACACCACAAGAUUCAGGAAAAUUUCAUUUCGAAUGAAAUCCAUAAAAGAAAAGAUAAUUAUAAAAUGAAUAAUCAAAGUUGUCCAAAAGGAAUGGUACCAAUUUUAAAGCAAAGAAUUGGAACUGAUAGCGUUCAUCUCGACACAAUCGAGUAUCCUGGCCAACAUUUUGCAACAAUUGAGACUAUAUUGGAUGGGACCAUCUAUCGAGGAGCUGAAGCUAUUAUAAGUAUUCAUAAUUUAACUCUACAAAAUAACCAAUACAGUAAAAAUCAAAUUUGGUUAGAAAAUGGACCUCGCGAUCAACUCAAUAGCAUACAAGUUGGUUGGGCGGUGCAUCCAAGAUUAUAUGGUGACAGUUUAACGCGACUUACAAUAUAUUGGACCGCAGAUGGCUAUAAAAAAACUGGAUGCUAUAAUACAAAAUGUCCUGGCUUUGUUCUUGUUACUCGAUAUAAUUGGCUUGGAAUGUAUUUUGGUAGAUACUCUAUUAAUGGUGGUCAAGAGCGUAUUUAUGUUCAACCAAAAAUUUUUCAGGAUGCCAUCACCGGAAAUUGGGUACUAAAAGUACAUGAUGAAUUAAUUGGAUAUUGGCCCAAAGAGUUAUUUACACAUUUAAACAACGGAGCUUCUUUAUUACGCUUUGGAGGAAAUACGUUUCCAUCUUCUGAUGGAAUUAGUCCUCCAAUGGGAAAUGGUUGUUUUCCUGAUUUACCGGAAAGUUCAAAUUUUCUAUUUGUUAAAGCUAAGGAUUCGAACUACCAAACCGUUGAAAUUGAAGAUGAGAAAACAAAACGCUAUGUAGAUGCUUAUCAGUGUUAUAGACUAUAUUAUGGGGGAUAUGCCGAAAGCACUGGAGUACACUUCAAUUAUGGAGGACCAGGUGGAAAUUGUGGUAUUUAAUGAUUUAUGAAUCUCGUAUCAGUCAAAACUAUAUUAUAUGUAGAAGAAAUAAAAGUGGCAAAACUAUAUCUUUAUCGUAUUCAAAAAGUAUUGUAGGCAUUGAACAAAUUCUAUUUUAAAGAUAAACGUCACAAAAUUUUAAUCAAGUUGUAAUUUCAAAACACA